Molecule: messenger RNA, 370 nt
Organism: Fulmarus glacialis (Northern fulmar)
Lineage: Eukaryota; Metazoa; Chordata; Aves; Procellariiformes; Procellariidae
Product: interferon alpha/beta receptor 2-like
Exons: 4
Molecular function (GO): interleukin-22 receptor activity; protein binding
Source: RefSeq, a predicted model, not a curated record
AUGGAAACACGGAUGGAUGGACCAGUCUAUUUUUAUCAAAUUGUGUACAUCAGCAUUCUGUCUACAGCUUGUUGCAGCUUGCCUGAAAGAGGGCCACCUCGCAACCUACAAAUGGAAUCUUGCAAUUUUCAGCACAUUUUGUCCUGGCAGGCAAAAAGUGAUCCAACUGUGCCAACGUACUAUCGUGUGCUGUACACUGACCGCAGGAACUGGAAGACUGCUAAACAAUGUUCAGAUAUUACACAACUCUCCUGUAACCUGACAGAUGAUUUUAAAGAGUUAUCUACUCAGUAUUCUGCAUUGGUUCAGAGCUUCAUAGGAACUGAAGUAUUCAAUUCUUCUGUACUUCAUUUUGUGCCAUUUACUGACA